UUAUUUUUUUUGUUGUGCAUUACUUAUACUUUUUUUUUGUUUUGUGAGUGUUUUGUGGCAAGUGCUAGUACUGAAGAUGUUGCAACAUCGUGUCGUCCUUUUUGGUUGCCUGUUGUUUGUUAGCGCCGUCGUUGCCGGUCGUCUGAACCAACGUUAUUUGCCCUCAAACCAAUAUCUGGCCCCACAGUCCACUCAGCUGCACUAUCAUGGUGUUAACGGCGCUCAGUCCCAUGGCAGAAUUGCUGGAGUUGGAGCUGGAGCUGGAGCUGGAAUCGGAGCUGGAGUUGCCUCGUCUUUUGCUGGACACGGACAAGGACAAGGACAUGGACAAGGACAUGGACAUCGUCAGCAGCAGAUUCCCAUUGUGAGGAGCGAUUAUCAGAGCGAUACCAGCGGCAACUAUAACUUUGGUUUCGAUACUGGCAAUGGAAUUCAUCGCGAUGAGACUGGCGAGUUCAAGGGAGGCUGGCCCCAUGGUUCCCUAGGCGUACGUGGCUCCUAUUCCUACACUGGUGAUGAUGGUCAACAGUAUACGGUUAAUUACAAGGCCGACAAGAACGGUUUCCAUGCGGAGGGUGCACAUUUGCCAACCUCUCCAUCGCUGCCUGCCGAUCAUCAUCAACAUCGUAGUGCCGCUGGCUCCGCUGGAGGAUAUCAUGCUAAUUCCUAUCAUGGUGCUGCCAGUUCUCCAGCAACUUCAGCCCGUUAUCUGCCUGCUGGUUAUCGUCAGCGCAGACAUUUCUAGAUCUCUACCACAUUUUCGAUUGAACCCAAGCUCUUCAGAUUGGCCUGCACUCAAUUUAUAGUUCUAUUCUUUAAGAAAAUGUAUUUUUUUUCGAAUAUGAAUAAAUUUUAGUUGAAUUUCCCGAUA
This is a messenger RNA of Drosophila innubila, 871 nucleotides long. It is a transcript of the gene Cpr11B, whose product is annotated as pupal cuticle protein 20. Gene Ontology annotation, molecular function: structural constituent of chitin-based larval cuticle. The coding region runs from base 77 to 745 and encodes 222 amino acids. The record is from RefSeq and is a predicted model, not a curated record. The transcript has 3 exons. Gene Ontology annotation, cellular component: chitin-based extracellular matrix. Lineage: Eukaryota; Metazoa; Arthropoda; Insecta; Diptera; Drosophilidae.